GAGAGAUCCUCCUUUGGUGCCGAUACGCUCUGUCUGCGACUGUGCCUGAAAGUGUGAUUGUGAGGGUGAGGAAAAAAAGGGGGAGGACGAAGAGGAGGAGGAGUAGCAGGAGCAGAGAUUUCCUCCAGGUUCGGCUCAGUGGGUUUCUGAAGGAGACGCGCGCGCACACACUGGAGUGGAUCAGAGCAUCACCACCAGGGACGCGUGCGCCAUUACGCACGGAGCUGCCGCUGUUCGGGUGUGGAGGACACCGGAUCAACUAAUUCACACACACACACGCACACAGACACUGUGUCUCUCUCACACACACGCACGCGCUCGCUCGUGUUGACGCUGGUGAGGAGCAGCGGGAAGGAGACCUCUGAACUCGGACGACGUUCACACGGUUCCCGACGGGAGAAAGUUGACAGUGAGCGGGGUGAGAGCGGAGGGGCGUCCGGCGGGUCAAGUUUCCACGCAGGGAGGGGGGGUAAAACUGUGGCACUGCCCCGCUCAUGGACCAGCGACCUCCCGCUGUGAACCGCAGAUCAGACUCGGAUAGUUCGCGUCGGCUCGGCGAGUCAUGUGGUGGACACUUCUCCUCUGAGUUCAGGCUGAGACCAACAGAGAGCGGAGCUGUCGAAGAGUCCGGACUCCAGUGAGUCCAGCAGCAUCAUCAUCAUCAUGUCGGUGUCCAGAGAGCAGGAGAGAGGGAGCGAGUGAGGGAGAGACGCGGACCGAAAACCAAAACCAGAGAGAGAGAGUCUAUAGUUCGUAAUGUGUGGGAUUAAAAGUGGACGCGACAUGAUCCUGAUUAAUAUCAUCACUGUGGUGUUUGUGUUAGAUGUGUGUGUGUGUCACAAUGAAAUCAUCGCCCCCAGCUGGCGGGAACCUCUGGACUGUGUCCGAGCUUCAGAAAUGUGCAACCAGAACAGCCAGUGCAGCUCACGUUAUCGGAUCAUGCGCCAGUGCCUGUCUGGCGGGGACAAGGAGCGCAGCACCAUGUUGGCAUCCAAGGAGUGCCAGGGGGCGCUAGAGGUGCUGCAGGAUUCCCCGCUGUAUGACUGCCGCUGCAAGAGGGGAAUGAAGAAGGAGCUGCAGUGUCUGCAGAACUACUGGAGCAUUCACAUGGGCUUGACUGAGGGAGAAGAGUUUUACGAGACGUCUCCGUACGAGCCCAUCCACUUCUCCGAGGAACACCAACCUGCAUCCAUUAUCUCAGACUCGUCCUUGUUGAAGAUGAGCUCCUGCUCUGAAGCAGGAAAACCCUGCAAUCCCUGCCUGGACGCAGCCAAGGCGUGCAACCUCAACGAGACGUGCAAGCGACUGAAAUCAGCCUACACCGCCAUCUGCAGCAAGGCCACGCCCCCACAGCUGUCUCUGCCCAAUCAGGAGCCAUGCAGCAAAAAGCGGUGUCAGAAGGCGCUGCGGCAGUUUUUCGAGCGAGUGCCGUGGGAGCUGAGUUACCCGCUGCUGUUCUGCUCCUGCCCUGACCAGGCAUGCGCUGAGCGACGCCGUCGGACGAUCAUCCCGUCCUGCUCUUACCAGGAGAGGCACAAACCCUCCUGCCUCGAGCUGCGGCAAAUUUGUCGCUCCGACGCCCUCUGCAGGUCCCGACUGGCUGAUUUCCACAUGAACUGCCAAAUGACGCCUCACACCGUCACCAGCUGCCCGCACGACAACUACCACGGCUGCCUCAUGUCCUACGUCGGCCUCAUCGGUUCUGAUGUGACGCCAAACUACAGCGACAGCAGCCCGUCUAACAUCACCAUCAGCCUGUGGUGCAACUGCAGGGGCACAGGCACCCACGAACCGGAGUGCGAAGCGUUCCACCGCGACUUCACACACAACACCUGCCUCAAAAAUGCCAUCCUGUCCUUUGGUUACGGAGCAGAGGGUGGCACUUUGUUCGUGACCGAGCCGCCGCCCACCUUCCUACCCCCCGCCAAGCCGCCCUUCAUUUCCAAACCUGCUCCAUCUCUGCACGGGGACGCAAUGAAACCCAUGGACAACGCUUGUAUGUUUUCCACCUGUGCAAACCUGCAGGACGUAGGCCACAAGUGCGUCUCCUCCGACGAGUACGAGUGCGAGGAGGCUCUGUUGGUCCACAGCUCAUUAGACUCUCAGGACUCGGCACGACCCAAAAGCAGCAGCAGCAGCAGCAGCAGCCAAUCAGCUCCACUUGUUCUCAUCCUGCACAUCUCUGUGACUGUGUGUGUGUCCGUCCUGCCAAUGUUUCUACUCUGUAUCAAGCAAAUCUAAACACACACACACACAAACAUACAUGUACACACACACACACACACACAACAACAACACACAUAUAAAUAUACACAUUUACGGCUUAGCGGGAAAUGCCAUCCAACAGACGUUCAAACGACAGAGACCAGACAAGACAGAGGGACAAAUCCUGGAGGACAUUCAAUUAACCGCCUCACACAGACACACACGCAGAAGGGUGAAGAAGGCGAGGAAUAAUGGGACGGAGGGAUGGACACAGAUAAAUAAGUAGGACGGAGACUAUGACACUCGAGCUUUGGAUCACGGUGACUUUACUCCCAGAGCUCGCCGUGUGGAGGACGCGUGUGGAGGACGCGUGUGAGUCCUUUUGUGCGGCUUCGCUCACACUCUCCAGCUUUGUUGGACCUGAGAAAGCAAGGCUGCAAGGAACAGGGACCCAAACACACACACACGGACACACACAUAUUCAUAUUACAGCGUGAUCCAAGAGCGAGACAGAGAGGACAGGAUUUCUGAUUUUCUGAGGAUGGGACAGAUGUGUCCUCAGUGUCUGCCAGCUCAAUUUAUCACUCUUCUCCACCUCUCCCGUGGCAACAAAUGUGUACUGCAUACAUACAAAGCACAAACACACACCCGCUCACAUAUACACACACACACACACGCCUUCCCCUUAGACCUCGUUAGCGGGCGUACAGGGUCCCCAGAAGGACACAGACGCAGCGGCUGUCCACGGGUGCGUUUCUGCGGCUGUUUAACUCGGUUUCCUUCUUUCACGCUGUACAAACUUCAUUUUAUGUGCAAUAUGAGAAAAAAAAAGAGAUUACACAUGCUGUCAGUGUAUAGUUUCACCUGUGUGUGUGUGAAGGAAUGAGAGAGAGAGAAAGACGGAGAGAGAGAGAGAGAGGAUUUGAAUUCUGGACCAUAUUGUGAAAGUGCAUCACUCACAUUACAGAUCCCGUCCUGAUUAAAACCCUAGAAUCACCGUCUCUGAUGUCAAUGGUCAUUACCUUUUCAGUGGCUGAGUUUUAAAGGAUACGCACGGAUUAUUUUAACGUGACUUUAGAUGAACAUUACAUUUUAAUACCCACACUGGUUACUUUUUUUUUUUUUGUCCCGCAGAAGGUUUUCCAACAUUCUGAUACGCUUGAAUAUUCCAAUGAGACUGUGAUGUCACUAGUGUAGGUCCCAGCCGUUACCUCAUCAAACUACGGGCAUCAGCCAAUCACAGGCUCCUCCCUCACAAACAAGUACCACAGAAAGAAGUUCCACCGAGGGAUCAAACCCAGCAUGUAAGGCAAGUGUGAUAACCGCUACACCAGGGGUGUCAAACUCAUUUUGGUUCACUGGCCGCAUACAACCUUAUUAGAUGUCAAGUGAGCCGGAACAGUACAAUUUAUAACAUAAUUACCCAUAAAUAACAAAAAGUCCAUGUUUUCUUCCCUUUGUUUUCAUGCAAAGAAAUACA
This is a messenger RNA of Cynoglossus semilaevis (tongue sole), 3685 nucleotides long. RefSeq names its product GDNF family receptor alpha 2b (gene gfra2b). Gene Ontology annotation, cellular component: external side of plasma membrane; signaling receptor complex. The record is from RefSeq and is a predicted model, not a curated record. The transcript has 10 exons. Lineage: Eukaryota; Metazoa; Chordata; Actinopteri; Pleuronectiformes; Cynoglossidae. Bases 757 to 2241 code for a protein of 494 amino acids. Gene Ontology annotation, molecular function: signaling receptor activity. Gene Ontology annotation, biological process: nervous system development.